Molecule: messenger RNA, 2576 nt
Organism: Otolemur garnettii (small-eared galago)
Lineage: Eukaryota; Metazoa; Chordata; Mammalia; Primates; Galagidae
Gene: MAPT
Product: microtubule associated protein tau
Exons: 15
Coding region: 1-2325 (774 amino acids)
Biological process (GO): microtubule cytoskeleton organization; neuron projection development
Cellular component (GO): neuron projection
Molecular function (GO): microtubule binding
Source: RefSeq, a predicted model, not a curated record
AUGGCUGAGCCCCGCCAGGAGUUCGAUGUGAUGGAAGAUCAUGCUGAGGCGUACGGGCUGGGGGACAGGAAAGACCAGGGUGACUAUACCCUGCUGCAAGACCAGGAGGGUGACGCGGACCAUGGCCUAAAAGAGUCUUCUCCACAGACCCCUGCUGAUGACGGAUCUGAGGAACCUGGCUCUGAAACCUCUGAUGCUAAGAGCACUCCGACGGCCGAAGACGCGACAGCGCCCUUAGUGGAUGAGAGAGUCCCUGGCGAGCAGGCUGCCGCCCAGCCCCACCCGGAGAUCCCAGAAGGAACCACAGCUGAAGAAGCAGGCAUUGGAGACACCCCCAGCCUGGAAGACCAAGCUGCUGGACACGUGACCCAAGAACCUGAGAGUGUCAAAGUUCCCCAGGAAGGUGUCCUUGGGGAGCCAGGACGCCAUGGAUUUGAGGCCUCGGGCACAGGGAUGCCAGGCUUGAGCCAUCCACAGGUGUCCACCAUGCCCAAGGCUCCCCCACUGCCUGAGGGUCCCAGAGAGGCCACACACCAGCCUUCAGGGACACAAUCUAAGGACACAGAGGGGAGCCAGCAGCACCUGCAUCAGGAGGGGUCGUUUCUGAAGGGGCCCGGAGGCAAAGAGAGGAUGGGGGGUGAGGAGGAGGAUGAAGACCGCGAUGUGGACGAGUCCUCGCCCCAGGCCUCCCCUCCCUCUCAGGCCUCCCCCACCCAAGGCAGGCCGCCCUUCCACACAGUCUCCAGAGAAGCCGCUGGUGUCCCAGGGUUCCCAGCUGAGGGUGCCAUCUCCCUCCCCAUCGACUUCCUCUCCAAAGUUUCUGCAGAGACCCCCACCUCAGAGCUCGACAGGCCCCUUGUAGGGCCGUCAGAGGAAGGGCACGACGUACCCCCCGAGUUCACGUUCCACGUGGAAAUCAAACCCAACGUGCAGAAGGAACAGGCGCGCUCAGAGUUGGACUCGGAAAGGGCCACGCUUCCAGGGGCCCCUCGAGAGGAGCCCCAGGCCCAGGGCCCCUCUCUGGGAGAGGAUACAAAAGAGGCUGGCCUUCCAGAACCAUCUGAAAAGCGUCCUGCAGCUGGCCUGCGGGGAAAGCCGGUCAGCCGUGUCCCCCAGCUCAAAGCUCGCAUGGUCAGCAAAGGCAAAGAUGGGACUGGAAACGAUGACAGAAAAACCAAGACAUCCACACCUUCCUGUGCUAAAACCCUGAAAAAUAGGCCUUGCCUUAGCCCCAAACGCCCCACUCCUGGUAGCUCAGACCCUCUGAUCCAACCCUCCAGCCCUGCCGUGUGCCCAGAGCCACCUUCCUCUCCUAAACACGUCUCUUCUGUCACUCCCCGAACUGGCAGUUCUGGAGCAAAGGAGAUGAAACUCAAGGGUGCUGAUGGUAAAACGAAGAUCGCCACACCCCGGGGAACGGCCCCUCCUGGUCAGAAAGGGGCCAACGCCACCAGGAUUCCAGCAAAAACCCCGCCUGCCCCUAAGACACCACCCAGCUCUGCUACCAAGCAAGUGCAGAGAAAGCCACCCCCCGCAGGGGCAAAGUCUGAGAAAGGUGAACCUGCCAAAUCUGGGGAUCGUAGCGGCUACAGCAGCCCCGGCUCCCCAGGCACCCCUGGUAGCCGCUCACGCACCCCGUCCCUGCCGACACCUCCAACCCGAGAGCCCAAGAAGGUGGCAGUGGUCCGCACUCCACCCAAGUCACCAUCUUCCGCCAAGAGCCGCCUACAGACGGCCCCCGUGCCCAUGCCAGAUCUGAAGAACGUCAAAUCCAAAAUUGGCUCCACCGAGAACCUGAAGCACCAGCCAGGAGGCGGGAAGGUGCAGAUAAUUAAUAAGAAGCUGGAUCUUAGCAACGUCCAGUCCAAGUGUGGCUCAAAGGAUAAUAUCAAACACGUCCCAGGAGGCGGCAGUGUGCAAAUAGUCUACAAACCAGUUGACCUGAGCAAGGUGACUUCCAAGUGUGGCUCAUUAGGCAACAUUCACCAUAAACCAGGAGGUGGCCAAGUGGAAGUAAAAUCUGAGAAGCUGGACUUCAAGGAUAGAGUCCAGUCGAAGAUCGGGUCCCUGGAUAAUAUCACCCACGUCCCUGGCGGAGGGAAUAAAAAGAUCGAAACCCACAAGCUGACCUUCCGUGAAAACGCCAAAGCCAAGACAGACCACGGGGCGGAAAUUGUGUACAAGUCACCCGUGGUGUCUGGGGACACAUCUCCACGGCACCUCAGCAACGUCUCCUCCACUGGCAGCAUCAACAUGGUAGACUCACCCCAGCUCGCCACGCUAGCCGAUGAAGUGUCCGCCUCCCUGGCCAAGCAGGGUUUGUGAUCAGGCCCCCGGGGCGGUCAAUAAUCGUGGAGAGAAGAGAGUGAGAGUGUGUGGAAAAAAAAAGAAUAAUGAUCUGGCCCCUCGCCCUCUGCCCCCCAGCUGCUCCUCACAGAUCGGUUAAUCGGUUAAUCACCUAACCUGCUUUUGUCGCUCGGCUUUGGCUCGGGACUUCAAAAUCAGUGAUGGGAAUAAGAGCAAAUUUCAUCUUUCCAAAUUGAUGGGUGGGCUAAUAAUAAAAUAUUUUUAAAAAA